UCGCUCAUCGCCGGCUCCUGGCGGGAUUCUUUUCUUGUGUUGCCGGAUCUCUGGGAAGCCGUGUGUGCAAGCCCCGGGUACAGUAUCUGCCAUCCAGUGCAAAAAUAUACAAAACUCCAAAAUCACCCUGAUAACACAUACAGCAGACAUGAAUGAUAUUUCCCAAAAGGCUGAGAUUCUGCUUUCUUCAUCUAAACCUGUCCCAAAAACCUAUGUGCCAAAACUUGGCAAGGGUGAUGUAAAGGAUAAGUUUGAAGCCAUGCAGAGAGCCAGGGAAGAAAGAAAUCAAAGGAGAUCUAGAGAUGAAAAACAAAGAAGAAAAGAACAAUAUAUUAGAGAGAGAGAAUGGAACAGGAGAAAGCAGGAGAUUAAAGAAAUGCUUGCUUCUGAUGAUGAGGAAGAGGUAUCUUCGAAAGUAGAAAAGGCUUAUGUCCCAAAGCUAACAGGAACUGUUAAAGGUAGAUUUGCUGAAAUGGAGAAACAAAGACAAGAGGAACAAAGAAAGAGGACGGAGGAGGAACGAAGACGCAGAAUUGAGCAGGAUAUGUUAGAGAAGAGGAAGAUAGAACGUGAAUUAGCAAAAAGGGCUGAGCAGAUUGAGGACAUAAACAAUACGGGAACUGAAUCAGCAUCAGAGGAAGGAGACGAAUCACUGCUUGUAACAGUGGUACCUGUCAAAUCACAAAAAACUUCUGGAAAGAUGAAGAAUUUUGAGGAUCUAGAGAAAGAACGAGAAGAAAAAGAAAGGGUCAAAUAUGAAGAAGAUAAAAGAAUAAGAUAUGAAGAACAACGGCGAUCUCUCAAGGAAGCAAAGUGUCUUUCAUUGGUCGUGGAUGAUGAACUAGAAAGCGAGGCAAAAAAAGAAUCCCUUUCUCCUGGAAAACUGAAACUAACUUUUGAAGAAUUGGAAAGACAAAGACAAGAAAACCGAAGGAGGCAAGCUGAAGAGGAAGCAAGACAACGUUUAGAAGAAGAGAAGCGUGCUUUUGAAGAAGCAAGGCGGCAAAUGGUAAAUGAAGAGGAGGAAAACCAAGACACAGAAAAAAUUUUAAAAGGGUACCGCCCUGGUAAACUCAAACUCAGUUUUGAAGAAAUAGAAAGACAAAGGAGAGAAGAUGAAAAAAGGAAAGCAGAAGAAGAAGCCAGGAGGAGAAUAGAGGAAGAAAAGAAGGCAUUUGCUGAAGCAAGGAGAAGCAUGGUAGUAGAUGAUGACUUCCCAGAGAUGUAUAAAACAAUUUCUCAAGAAUCUCUUACACCGGGAAAACUGGAAAUUAAUUUUGAAGAAUUACUAAAACAAAAAAUGGAAGAAGAAAAACGACGAACAGAGGAGGAAAGGAAGCAUAAGCUAGAGAUGGAAAAACAGGAAUUUGAACAACUGAGACAAGAAAUGGGAGAGGAAGAGGAAGAACAUGAAACCUUCGAAUUGAGUAGGGAAUAUGAAGAAUUAAUCAAAUUGAAAAGAAGUGGCUCUAUUCAAGCCAAAAAUCUAAAAAGCAAGUUUGAAAAGAUUGGACAAUUGUCUGAAAAAGAAAUACAGAAAAAAAUAGAAGAAGAACGAGCAAGGAGGAGAGCGAUUGACCUCGAAAUUAAAGAGCGAGAAGCAGAAAACUUUCAUGAGGAAGAAGAUGUUGAUGUCAAGCCUGCAAAAAAAAGUGAGGCCCCAUUUACUCAUAAAGUGAACAUGAAAGCUAGAUUUGAACAAAUGGCUAAGGCAAGAGAAGAAGAAGAACAAAGAAGAAUUGAAGAGCAAAAGUUACUACGGAUGCAGUUUGAACAAAAGGAAAUUGAUGCAGCACUACAAAAGAAAAGAGAAGAGGAGGAGGAAGAAGAGGGUGGUAGCAUCAUGAAUGGCUCCACUAUUGAAGAUGACGAGCAAACGAGAUCAGGAGCUCCGUGGUUCAAGAAGCCUCUAAAAAACACAUCGGUUGUAGACAGUGAGCCAGUUAGAUUUACUGUUAAAGUAACAGGAGAACCCAAACCGGAAAUUACAUGGUGGUUUGAAGGAGAAAUACUGCAGGAUGGAGAAGACUACCAAUAUAUUGAAAGAGGAGAAACUUACUGCCUUUAUUUACCAGAAACUUUCCCAGAAGAUGAAGGAGAGUAUAUGUGUAAAGCAGUCAACAACAAAGGCUCUGCAGCUAGUACCUGUAUUCUUACAAUUGAAAGUAAGAAUUAAUCACUUAAUCUAGAACUUUUAUUCUCUUUAAGUUUUUUUCCUUUAAAAAAAAAAUCACUUUUCUUCUUCUCUUUUUUAGCUGACGACUACUAGCUCCCCUUCCCUCUCCCUGGAACUUUCUCUCCCUGCCCCCCCCCCGACUUUCUUACUACACCCAUGUUUUCUGUGGCGGGGCCAAAAUGGAAACCAGAAGUGCCACUAUGUUGACUUUUUAUUCCUUUUCAUAAUAGUCUUCAAAACACAAGCUCAUCUAAGGAAUAACUUCUUCCUUUCCAAAUGAUCACCAGAUUCAUCGCCAUAUUAUGCAGAAGUUAAGGUGUAUCCAAUGGGGUAAAAUGGAAAAUUUACUCAAUUAUUAAAAUACAUUAUUUUGCAUGAAAGAAUGUCAUUUAUGAGCUAUUUUCACCGAAAAUUAGUCCAAGAUAGUAGAGACUUAAUUUGGAACCUAUCAAUUUGAGUUUUCCUUAAUACAUCAUUUUCCUUGUAGUUUCAAAGUCUUUCUGAAGCAGAGAGGGGGAAGGGGUGCCAUUCCUUUCAAGGGAAAGGGGAAGCAUGGAGAACAAAAGGAGGACUUUAAAGAAACAAUUGCCAGAGAAAACUUAAUGGAAACCACUGCCUAUAGAGUUCUGAAUGUUGAGAAUAAAUAUUAACAUGUACUUUUCAAAUGUGUGUAAUAUAUAUUCAAGCUUAUAAAGCCAAUUCAUGUUGUGACCUAGCCUGAACAAACUGUUUAGUGAGAAAACUUUGUAUCAGUAGUUUAUGCAGGAGAAAACACUUUCAACAUAAUGAACGAUUUCAAGAUCUAAGAAAAAAAAAUGGCACAAUCUUCAAUUUUAAAAUCUGGUCUUCAAGUUUGUAAAUAAUUAACUACCAUGUUCUAGUACCAAGUUGUUUUGUAUUUUAGUUUUCUGGAAGACAACUGUAUUUUACAAUGUAAACUCAGUAAAGUAACUUCUGUAUUAAAAAAUAAAGUCAAUAUUUUAGAAAAGAAAAACACUCCU
Molecule: messenger RNA, 3177 nt
Organism: Neomonachus schauinslandi (Hawaiian monk seal)
Lineage: Eukaryota; Metazoa; Chordata; Mammalia; Carnivora; Phocidae
Gene: NEXN
Product: nexilin F-actin binding protein
Exons: 14
Coding region: 149-2176 (675 amino acids)
Biological process (GO): mitochondrial fusion
Source: RefSeq, a predicted model, not a curated record